Messenger RNA from Blepharisma stoltei, 654 nucleotides. The record is from the annotation of a GenBank genome assembly. NCBI's taxonomy places the organism in Eukaryota, Ciliophora, Heterotrichea, Heterotrichida, Blepharismidae.
AUGAAUGCAAUUCAAGGAAGAGAUAUUCCUGAAGGAAUUAUCUAUAAUAUGAUUCGAAAGAACUCCAUAUCUAAAACUCCGCCCAAUCUAUCUAAGACUUUUAAAGCAGCUUCAAUCCCCUCAUAUCUCCUGGAAGAUCUUCCAAACUACCAAAAAAGACGAAAUUCCAAAUCUCCACACAGCUCUAAUAAAGCCCUAAUAAAAAACAUAGCAGACCUCGAGUUAAGAUUAUUUUUAAAAGAAAGUUUAUGUUCAAAUAGCCAAAGCAGAAAAGGUGAAUUAACAGAUGACGAAAAAAAAUUCCAAUCAAAGAUCAAGAAAUAUAGGGAAUUAUUCGCAGAUGACAAAAUAAAAUUGAAAAAGGAUAAAGUUGUAUAUGAUAGCCCAAGAUUAGGGAUUAAUAAAAGUUCUCUUCCCAAGCUAAAGCAACUAUCAGAAUUUGCAUCGGUGGGGAAGCUGAAAGGAGACCUUAAUCAGCAAUUCCAGGAUAUACAAUAUAUUGAUCAUUAUUUUUAUAAAAAGGCCAAAGAGUUGACAUAUGAAAAAGUUGAUAGUUCUCCCUUGAGAAACAGAAAGAAGUCAGUUGUAGGAAUUUUAGGAAGAAACAAAACUCCAACUAAUGUUAUUUUAAAUAAAAAUUUAGGCUUCAUAUAA